AUGGGGUUCAAGACAGAAACACCGCAGCCAGCAACGCCAGUUUUUCUCAGGCUUUCAUACCCAGCUCCCCGGGUAUUGCUUGUUCGAAUGGACAGGCCAAAAGACCUCAACGCCAUGUCUACAGCAGCCCAGUGGGAGAUGGACUCGGUCUGGAAAUGGUAUGACCAGGAACCAAAUCUCAGCGUCGCAAUCAUCACAGGCACGGGAAGGGCCUUUUCUGCGGGAGCAGACCUCAAAGAGUGGAACAACAGCAUGGCCGACGACGCCGAUCCAAGCCAGCGCAUGGGCAACGCGCCUGCUUUCAAGCCCUUGAGCAGGAGAUUGGGCAAGAAACCAGUCAUUGCCGCAGUCAACGGUCUCGCCAUGGGUGGCGGGUGCGAAUUCGUAGUCAACUGCGACCUCGUCGUCGCCGCCGAAGACGCUUACUUUGGGCUUCCCGAAGUCAAGAGGGGCAUCGCGGCCAUAGGCGGCGCUUUGCCGCGACUCAUACGGACCAUCGGACUUCAGAGAGCAAGCGAAUUCGCGCUGACGGGGCGUAACGUCUCGGCGCGGGAGAUGGAGCAAUGGGGUAUCGUGAACAAGGUAGUGUCCAAGGAGAAAGUUGUCGAGGAGGCGGUGCGUUAUGCCAAGAUGAUUGCAGCCAACUCCCCGGAUGCCAUUAUAUGCACUCGAGCUGGAUUGAGGCAGGGCUGGGAAACGGCAUCUGUAGAGCGAGCAGUUGAGUGGACGCUGGAGAAGGAGUUUGCAGAGCUGCAAAAGGGCGAGAACAUCCUUGAGGGCCUCAAAGCAUUCUCUGAGAAGCGAGAACCCCAUUGGAAAGGUAGCAAAUUGUAA
This is a messenger RNA of Colletotrichum paranaense, 834 nucleotides long. Its product is annotated as enoyl-CoA hydratase/isomerase. Gene Ontology annotation, molecular function: enoyl-CoA hydratase activity. Gene Ontology annotation, cellular component: mitochondrion. The record is from RefSeq and is a predicted model, not a curated record. Lineage: Eukaryota; Fungi; Ascomycota; Sordariomycetes; Glomerellales; Glomerellaceae. Bases 1 to 834 code for a protein of 277 amino acids. Gene Ontology annotation, biological process: fatty acid beta-oxidation. The transcript has a single exon.